Amblyraja radiata (thorny skate) is the source of this 1842-nucleotide messenger RNA. Its product is annotated as NACHT, LRR and PYD domains-containing protein 3-like. NCBI's taxonomy places the organism in Eukaryota, Metazoa, Chordata, Chondrichthyes, Rajiformes, Rajidae. The transcript has 5 exons. Gene Ontology annotation, molecular function: protein binding. The coding region runs from base 37 to 1230 and encodes 397 amino acids. The record is from RefSeq and is a predicted model, not a curated record. Gene Ontology annotation, cellular component: cytoplasm.
GAGAACCUCCGUGAGGUGUUACUGAGGGUUGGUCAGAUGGCCUUCACUGGAGUGGCUGAGAAGAACAUUGUGUUCACGGAUGGAGAUUUGAUCAAAUACAAUCUGCAGCCUUCCCAGUUCCUGUCCGGGUUCCUGAUGGAACUUUUGGAGAGAGAGGAUUCAGCCCGGAGCGUGGUGUACACCUUCCCGCACCUCACCAUCCAAGAGUUUGUAGCCGCACUCGCACAAUUCCUGACUGUAGAUCCCGGGGAUAUCGUGAAACUCCUGUCUGAAGCGCACGGCACGACAGACGGGCGAUUUGAAGUAUUUCUCCGUUUUGUCGCUGGUCUCUCCUCCCCACGGACAGCUUGGAUCCUGGAGGAGUUUCUGGGUAAAUUCCCUCAUCAAACAAUCUGCCGAGUGAGUGACUGGGUGAAGGAGGAGGUUAAACGCCGGGCUGGAAAAACAGGGAGUGAAGCUGGUAACCGGAGAUUCCUGAACACGCUGCACUACCUGUUUGAGUCUCAGAAUCCUGCACUGGCUCAGCAGACACUGGGAUCUGUGGAAACACUUUCAUUCCGUGGACUGGGACUGACCCCGAUUGACUGUGCGGUCCUGUCUCAUGCCAUCCGGCCCUGUGAUACAAUCAAAUGCCUCGAUCUAUGGAGCUGCCACAUUCAGUGUGAAGGUCUCCAGCGGCUGGGACCGGCUCUGCACAAGUGUCAGGGCUUGGGACUGGGAGACAACAAAGACCUGGGAGAUUCCGGAGUGAAACUGGUGUCUGAUGCUCUGAGGAACCCGGACUGUAAAAUACAGGCACUGCGGCUGGGCAGUGUCGGUCUCACAGAUUCUGGAGCCGAGGAUCUCGUAUCUGCUCUCAGUACAAACAAUACGGUGACGGAGCUGGACCUGAGUGGGAAUAAACUGGGAGAUUCCGGAGUGAAACUGGUGUCUGAUGCUCUGAGGAACCCGCACAGUAAAAUACAUACACUGUGGCUGGGCAGUGUCGAUCUCACAGAUUCUGGAGCCGAGGAUCUCGUCUCCGCUCUCAGUACAAACACCUCACUGACGGAUCUGAACCUGAUGGGCAACUCCCUCACAGACCGAUGUGUCCCCGCUCUCCGCCGCCUCAUACUAAACCUCUCGAGUCUGGAGCAGAUCUGGCUGGUGGGGAAUAAGUUCAGUGCAGACGGACAGAACCAGCUGCAGAGUCUGCAGGGAACCAGACGCGGACUGAGUGUGGACGUGUGAACAUCUCUGGGUGUAAACGUCACCGCCCUGGGGACUGGAAUAUUGUUGGCCGAUUCCCUGCCCCUCCUCUUUAAACGGCCGCCCAUCCUCCCCUUUAAACCCCGACGCUUCUCGGGCCGGCCGGGCGGUGACGUCAGAGGCGACCCUGCCCGCUGUCACGUGACCCGGGUACGUGGCGCUGCUGAUGCUACCAGGCCGGUGCUGCUCCCAGUGGGGGACGGGGGCAUUGCAGCCGAACCUGGAGGAUCCCAGAUGUGACUUUAUCAUCAGUGGCCCCCGCUCCUGCUGUGGAUUAAUGGUGACAGCAGCAACAGCAACAGCAGCAACAGCAACAGCUGCUUGAUGCUACCUACCUACCUAUCUACCGGCGCAGACGCUGCCGUGGCUGCCUGCCUGCAUGCCACGUUGUACUGCUCCUUGCUGCUGUUCAUGUUGUCACUUGCGGGCGGAGCACCAAGGCAAAUUCCUUGUAUGUGAAUACUUGGCCAAUAAACUUAUUAAUUAAUUAAUUCAUUGUUCAAACUGUUCAUACACACAGCAAUGUCUGUUACUGCUUUACCGUCUGUAAAUGAAACGUAAAUGGUUUAUUAUAGUUUAAUACUUGUAAAGUUU